Mytilus trossulus (common blue mussel) is the source of this 1498-nucleotide messenger RNA. RefSeq lists its product as uncharacterized. NCBI's taxonomy places the organism in Eukaryota, Metazoa, Mollusca, Bivalvia, Mytilida, Mytilidae. The transcript has 2 exons. Bases 68 to 637 code for a protein of 189 amino acids. The record is from RefSeq and is a predicted model, not a curated record.
CGAGAAAGCUUUAUUUUUGAUAUAAGAGUUAAUCCAUUUAAUUGUGACGUGACUGGAAGAACAUAGCAUGCAGUGUCAACUAUUAUUUUCAGUGACAGUAUUUGUUUUACUAGCAGAAAAAACAUUUGGAAAUGUGAAUGUUCCAAGUAGUGAUGUACAAGACAACGAUUAUAAUGACAAUGAUAAAAGACACGUAGGACGAUGGAGAAACUUCCGAUUUCGUCUCAGUGGGGUCGACGAUCAAAAGGAAAAUGAAAAACGCCACGUUGGUAGGUGGAAAAAUUUAAACUGGAAGCUGGGAAUAACUCAUGAUAAUGACAAAAGAUUUUUCGGUCGUUGGCGGGAUUUAAAUAAUAGAUUGUCAAAUGGCCAAAAUGUUGAGAAACGUUUUUUUGGUAGAUGGAAAAACAUAAAUUAUCUGAACCAGCUGAGACAAAAUAAAGACAAUGCCGAAAAACGAUUUUUCGGUAGAUGGAAAAAUCUGAAUUAUUUACUCAAGGGAAAUCAAAACAAACGAGAGGAUGACUUCCCAGUUGAUGAGAAUUUAAUGAGUGAAAUAGGGGAUAUUAACAACAUGGAUAAAAGAUUCUUCGGUCGUUGGAAAAACCUGAACUACAAACUCAGUAAACAAGAUUAGCUGUGUUGCCUUAAUGCAUUAAAAUUAACUCUUUAUGUUAGAGUUACGAUGUAAUUCAAUUUUCUAUAUUGUUAAGAAUUGUUAUAUUCUAUUAAAAUCACGAAAUUAUGAAGUAAUGGGUAUUAAACAACUAUUCCCUAAAUAUCAGAUAUUUGUAUUUGAACAAUUUAGUACGGAAAGCUGAACUGUUUAAAGAGAAAAGGGGGGCUAUGUAAAAUUCAAUUCAAUAUCGUAACCGCUUCUUACAUCCAAUCCCUUUAACCCUUCUAGUCAUAAAUUUUUACCAAGAACAAAGCAAUUAUUUCCGUAGUUAUAUGUUUAACAACUGACACAAAUAUGAACAACGACAACGAAAGCACAAAAUUAGUAGAACCAAAAGCAAAACAAAACACACAUACAUCAAUCCAGCAUUUACUAACUAUUAUGAAGAAAACAAUUUACCCGAUCGUCUCGACAAACCGAAAAUUAUAAUAAAAUUUUCAUACUUAGAAUUUUACGGUCAAAUAUGGUAUUUUAUAUAAGUGUUUGAUUUUAAAUGAGAAAAAUGUAUUUAAACUUGACUUUUUUACUUCAGGAUCUUUUUGAAAUAACAUUUUAAUUUAACUAUUUUUAGUUCUAAAUAAUUGACAAAUAUCAAUAUUCAAAACGUUUCCUUCCCUGCAGCCUGUGGUGUAAUAAAGUAUCAAGUUGUUUAAUAGCUUACGAUGGGAGCAACUAAACGCUUCGGGAUGCAAUUGCUAAUUAACGGGGCCCUGGAUAAUAUUCCUCGUAAAACUACAGUAAAACAAAUCUUUUAUUCAUAGACAAAAUGUGUACGUGGAAAAAGGCAUAUAUUUCAUGUAAGCAUUCCUAUAUAGAUGC